Molecule: messenger RNA, 1698 nt
Organism: Cadophora gregata
Lineage: Eukaryota; Fungi; Ascomycota; Leotiomycetes; Helotiales; Ploettnerulaceae
Exons: 3
Coding region: 1-1698 (565 amino acids)
Biological process (GO): basic amino acid transport; transmembrane transport
Cellular component (GO): fungal-type vacuole membrane
Molecular function (GO): basic amino acid transmembrane transporter activity
Source: RefSeq, a predicted model, not a curated record
AUGGCUUCUGCCGAUACUAACGAGCGGAGUGCCCUAUUGAACAGUUCAAGUCCCAGGGCGAGCAGUUUUUCAUCAUGCGACAACCAAAGCUCCACCUGGGCCACAGACACAGAUUCCAGCCCAAACCUGAAUCCGGAUCAACGUCCAGAUGAAGAGCCUCAGCAGAAUAGAGGGCGUGCCGAAAUCAUCGAGCCUUCCAAUGGACGCCUUGCUUUGGUUCUGGGCAGUAUAUGGGUCGGUGUCGUUUUGACAGCCCUUGAUUCCACCAUUGUUGCCACCCUGUUGGCCCCCAUCUCGAACUCUUUCUCGUCUCUCAAGACUCUGUCGUGGCUAGGAGCCUCCUAUCUGAUUGCAGGUGCUGCAACCCAGCCUCUGAGUGGCCGUCUUACAGACAUCUUCGGUAGGAGGGCAGGCUUGAUUGUGUGCAAUAUCGCAUUUGGUAUCGGGACUGUACUUUGUGGCAUUGCAACUACGGAAUGGCUCGUCAUAUUAGGUCGUGCAAUUGCUGGAUCUGGGGGAAUGGCAAUGGUGGCAAUAUCAACAUUCGUUGGCUCCGAUCUGGUACCUCUGAGGAAGCGUGGGGUCGUCCAAGGCCUCAAUAAUGUUGCUAUGGGAUGCGGUGCAGGCUUGGGAGGGCUUCUUGGAGGCUGGCUUGAUAGUGUAUGGGGCUGGAGAUUCGCCUUCCUCGUUCAGGUACCGUUCAUAGCCAUCGGCACCAUCCUCGUACUCUUCACCGUUCGAGUACCGGUCAAGCUCAGUAACAAGUCAGCCCUCCAGCGAAUCGAUUACCUUGGCUCGUUGACCCUCACAGCCGGUCUGGUCCUCUUACUAUUAGGCCUGAAUGCUGGGGGCAAUAUUAUACCUUGGAGCCAUCCUCUUGUGCGCAUCACGCUGCCUCUCUCUGUGAUUUUUCUCGCCGUCUUCGUGUAUGUCGAGAUCCAUAUUGCUUCGGAACCUAUCAUCCCUAUGGGUCUUCUACUGAACCUUACGGUCGCUUCUGCAUGUGCUACGUACGAAUUUGCCUAUAUGGCUCAGUACGGGAUAAUGUUCUUCACGCCGCUGUACCUGCAAUUACUUGGCAGCUCUCCCACUCAAGCAGGCCUUCGAUUCAUCCCUCAGAGUGCAGGUACAGCGAUCGGAGCCCUCUGCACUGGAAUCAUCAUACGAGCUACUGGAAAUUAUCGGUGGCUCAACAUGGGCACCCAGACUGCUCUUAUUAUCUCUACUGGUUUGCUUGCAACGAUGGAUCAAAACACUCCUGCAUGGUGUCCGUUCCUAUACCUAGGUCUAUACGGACUAGGAUUUGGUAGCAUGCUGGUGGUCGCCCUUAUUGCUCUCAUCAGCUCAGUAGAUCAUCAACAUCAAGCUGUGGUUACGUCGGCAUCUUUCGCUUUUCGCUCAACAGGAUCUGCUAUUGGAUUGACCCUUUGCUCUGUCGUCUUCCAAAAUAUGCUCAGAGUUGGCCUUACGAGUCGACUUGUCCACAUCCCAGGGGCCGAGCAGAUCAUUGAAAGAAUUAGGGGGAGUUUUGACGAGAUUUGGCUUGUUGAUCCCGCUGUUCAGCCUGCCGUGAAAGAGAGCUACAUGGCCGCGCUCAACGGCGUCUUCCUACUCAUUUUUGCACUGACAAUAGUAUCGGCUGCUUUCAGUUUUUCGAUGCGGCAGAACGUUCUUCACACAAAUCUUGGUCGGAGGUAA